Molecule: messenger RNA, 3117 nt
Organism: Acanthochromis polyacanthus (spiny chromis)
Lineage: Eukaryota; Metazoa; Chordata; Actinopteri; Pomacentridae
Gene: isl2b
Product: ISL LIM homeobox 2b
Exons: 6
Coding region: 224-1318 (364 amino acids)
Biological process (GO): neuron fate specification; positive regulation of transcription by RNA polymerase II; axonogenesis
Cellular component (GO): nucleus
Molecular function (GO): DNA-binding transcription factor activity, RNA polymerase II-specific; cis-regulatory region sequence-specific DNA binding
Source: RefSeq, a predicted model, not a curated record
UUAUUUCCAGAAAGGGGUGGCUGAAGGGUGUUGGGGUGCAGCAGGGCGAUUGGAGAGUCCGGUGUCGACGUAAUGACGUCACGAGCAGAGCGUGGUGGGACCCUGCAGCUUCUUCGGCCCCCUCCAGUCCGAAGAGACACAAGUUAUCAGGGAGGCAGCCGGAGGGCCAGUCAUCUCCUCACAUCUUUUCUGCAUCUACCACAAUCCCCUUCAUCCGUCCUGUAUGGUGGAUAUUAUUUUCAGCUCUUCUUUCUUGGGUGAUAUGGGGGAUCAUUCCAAAAAGAAGCCAGGAUUCGCGAUGUGUGUAGGAUGUGGAAGUCAGAUCCAUGACCAGUACAUACUGAGAGUCUCUCCCGACCUGGAGUGGCAUGCAGCCUGCCUCAAGUGCGCGGAGUGCAGCCAGUACCUGGAUGAGACGUGCACUUGCUUCGUCCGGGACGGCAAAACCUAUUGCAAAAGAGAUUAUGUAAGGCUGUUUGGAAUAAAAUGCGCAAAAUGCAACCUGGGAUUCAGCAGCAGCGAUUUAGUGAUGCGAGCUCGGGAUAACGUGUACCACAUCGAGUGUUUUCGGUGCUCGGUGUGCAGCAGGCAACUGCUGCCGGGAGACGAGUUCUCCCUGCGGGAAGAGGAGCUGCUGUGCCGGGCGGACCACAGCCUGCUGCUGGAGAGGAGCUCCGCGGGGAGCCCCAUGAGCCCCGGACACAUCCACUCCAACAGACCGCUGCACCUGGCAGCAGACCCGGUAACGGUGCGGCAGGCCCCGCAUCGGAACCACGUCCACAAGCAGUCGGAGAAGACGACGCGGGUCCGGACGGUGCUGAACGAGAAGCAGCUCCACACGUUGCGGACCUGCUACAACGCCAACCCGAGGCCGGACGCGCUGAUGAAGGAGCAGCUGGUGGAGAUGACCGGCCUGAGCCCCAGAGUGAUCCGCGUCUGGUUCCAGAACAAGCGCUGCAAAGACAAAAAGAAAUCCAUCCUCAUGAAGCAGCUCCAGCAGCAGCACCACAGUGAUAAGACUGUAAGCAUCUUCAACCUCCAGGGCCUCACGGGGACGCCUCUAGUGGCGGGGAGUCCUAUCCGACAUGAGAGCACCGUGCAGGGGAACCCGGUGGAGGUUCAGACCUACCAGCCUCCGUGGAAAGCCCUGAGUGAGUUCGCCCUGCAGAGCGACCUGGACCAGCCGGCCUUCCAACAACUGGUGUCUUUCUCUGAAUCGGGCUCUCUCGGGAACUCCUCGGGCAGCGACGUGACUUCUUUGUCCUCUCAGUUACCGGACACCCCGAACAGUAUGGUACCGAGCCCGGUGGAGACGUGAAACGGGGCCCCACCACAGACCUCCUCCUGCAAGGACAGUUGCAGCAUGAUCCCGGUCCCCCUGCAUGUGACCAGCUCAUCACAUCGCCCAGACUGCAGAGAGGAGAGCGUUUUCUUCAUUUUCUGACAUGGAGGAGAUGGAACCAAGAAAGCACCGACUGACUCCGAGUUUUUCCCCUCCUUUUUUCCCCUUUGUUUUGGAGAUUUCAUUGACAGAAAAACUCAGCAGAACAAUUGUUGCAUGACUCGAUGCGAAGGAAGAUGUACAGAAGAUCUCCAGAUGGAUAUAACUACAAGAAACCUUCCCCCAGAAAAAAAACAAACAAACAACAAAUUGGAAACAUUUUCAUGUCGAUACAGAUGGACUUUCUGCAGUUUCACUGUGAUCAUAUUGUGUCUUGUUUCUCCAACAUGAGAACAUUUUUUGAUACAUUUAUUGCGUUGUGAGUCCGGUUGACUCUUUGUCUUAAGGUCAGAGCAUGAUAAUCUGCAGCGUAUUCGUGUUGUAAAAUACUUUAUCGUAAGGGCAGGAUACAGGUUGUUUGAGCUUCUCGAACAAAAAAGUAAAUUAUUGUUAUAUUAUUUAUUGUUAGGAAAGCGAUUCGUUAAGGAAUUAUUAACUGCUAAAAAUAAAAAAAAUGGAUACAUAAAUUUGUCUUCGUCACCAAUCUUUGUACAGCUGCAGGUUUUAAACUAUUAAUCUACUGUCACUCUUUUUGCAUUUUAGGAGCCAGCUCAAUUUAAAUUAUUUACACAUUUAACUCUAAAAUUGAUAGGAUUCGUCCAUUUUUCAUCGCAUUCGUCUAAUUAAAAUUCGUGGUGCAAAUUCACUGCCCAGUUUCCGAUUCAGGAGAUCUUUGCUCUUCCUGACAGCAACCAAUUUCAGAUUUUUGGAAACUGCAACAGAUUCUUAUUCUAGGGGCGUGCAUGAGGAAUAGAUUCUUUAAAAACAAACAAAAAAAGAAGAUAGGCUUUCGCUUCAGUGUCGCUGAAAUGCUGUUUGUCCCGUUCAACUGAAGCGAAGUUGGCCUUCCUGAAUUGAAGCCUACAGGCUCUGUUGUCUUAUCUGCCUCCUCCAUCUUGCCGUGGAUUCCCCUUCGGUUAUGCAGCAGGAAUCGGCCAGUGGUCAUUUACUAUCUUGGGGGCAAAAAUCUGCUGUAAAUUGUGCUCAGUCCAGUUACUCUGGUUGAGUCACAAGCUGGUCUAGACAGCGCGCAGGGAUCGGCGACCUCUUAUCUAGUCCUGGCAUCACCUGCGAGCAAUACACUGACUGAAGCCACAACAAACUAAACACCCCCCACCCUUAGACACACACACACACACUGAGCAAAGCCCCUUGUAACUGAGGGGAGCAGAGAGCAGCUCGUAAAGGGUCACUUCUCCUCCUCGGUUUAUUUUCCUUCUCUGAAUUGUGUUAUUGCGCACGGGUCAGCCGAGAUGACAGCUCAGACUAAAUGCACUGACCUGCUUUACAAAACAAAGCUACCACGUAGACAUGGAUAAACCAGCUUUUCAGAUGUGCAUCGCAAUAUUAUAGGCUGCUCCUCAUAUUAUGCGCCCCUGUUUAAUCCUAAAUAGCUUCCAUCUGUUCUGGAAAAUUCAGGUGGGAAAAUUUCUCUCGAAUUUAUCGAUGCAGGUUUUGCGGUUCUGGAGGAUUUCAAAUAUAAAUCAGACAUAAAGGAAAACGGGUUUUUUAGUGGCAGGAGACUUAAUAUUCAAUUUUCAAAAUCGACUUUCAUUGGAAACAAACUGAGUUAUCCUUCUGUAACGGUUCCCCUCAAUUUAUGUGCUGUUUUAACA